Messenger RNA from Pocillopora meandrina, 10115 nucleotides. Lineage: Eukaryota; Metazoa; Cnidaria; Anthozoa; Scleractinia; Pocilloporidae. The record is from the annotation of a GenBank genome assembly.
AAAGCUUUCGAAGCUCGCCUACGCCCUAGAAGACUGAGUGGUUCACCAUUUUGGAAGAAUAAAUUCGGUAGUUUCAGUGGACUCGUAGCUCCAUUCGGGGCUCGAGUAGUGAAAAGGACAACUAUAGUUCCUUUUGACGCCAUCGCUGGCUUAGGUUGUGACGAUCGAAGGCAAUUUGUUCUUUCAAGAUGACGUGCUGUAUGAGUGAAGAGCAGAAGGAGAUCAGGCGAAUCAACGCCGAGAUCGAAAAACAACUAAGGCAGGAUAAAAAGAAUCAAAGAAGAGAACUGAAACUACUCUUACUCGGUGAGUAUUUAAUAUGUUUUUCUAGUUAGCGGUCGUGUUCCGCCUAAAAUCUGCAUGAACAGCCGCGCUGUGUUGCUCGACUCUGGUCGCAAGGAAAUGUUCGCUCGAUAAAAUACAGAUAAAAAUAUAUAUAGAAAACAUAUGCAUUUAUAUAGAAAUUUAUAUACUUACGCAUGCUAAAUAUACUUGUGUAGAUAUACUUUUACAUACGCGAUCCAAGUAUUGCUCCGCUGGCUAAGCGAGAUGUGAAGUAAUCGACGAGGAUCCAGCGGCCGAUUGUUCCAGACUUUUUUAACCGACUCCAUGUUUUGUUAGCGCACUCUCAUAUUUGGUAUAAAUGCUUAAAUUUAAUCCUGACUGCUACUAAAUAAAUUAAGACCUUCUUUUCAUCCUGCAUACAGAAUAAGAAAGUGUAAAGGCUUUAUUUUGGAGCAUCAAUUCCGAGUCCAUAUCGAUCUAGGCACUCAUCACGGUUGCGAUUGUGUUUCCGUGGUGAAGUGUGGGUUUGGGAUGUUUUUCUUAGUGAGAUUUCUGAACGUGGGAUGUGUUCUUUUCACAGGAACUGGAGAAUCAGGCAAAAGUACCUUCAUAAAGCAGAUGAGAAUUAUUCACGGGCAGGGAUACAGUGAUGAAGAUAAAUUGGGCUAUGUGGCUUUGGUAUAUCAGAAUGUUAUAACUGCCAUACAGUCUUUAACGUUAGCGAUGGAAUCCUUGAAAAUAGCGUACAGAAAUCCAGCAAAUUCGGUAUGAAUUACAUUUUAGACCACUUUAUGACCUUGUUUAUUACAUAUACUGUGUUUUUGCUCAAUUACUUCAGAAGUUACCCGCUCUGAAAACGCCUCCCCGGCGAAUGGAAAUUGAUGGACUUGAUUUUUUUGUGCGACUUUUGUUUUGAUGUUUAUACAUUUUACACCGAUUUUUAUUCAGGAGCAUGCAAAGACCAUGCGAGAGGUUGACCCCAAAAAUGUUACUACCUUCGAACACGACUAUUACAUAGCCACCAGAUCUCUCUGGAGCGAUCAAGGCAUGCAAGAAUGUUAUGACAGAAGAAGAGAGUACCAACUUAGCGACUCUGCGAAAUAGUAAGUCACUGUGUGCAUGUCAUUUGGAAUAUGUUGGUGUCUCGUUUUUGAAGUGAAAUGGUCAGUUUUGCCCAAGAACAGUCACACUUUUAGUUCGAUUAAACGAUUGUUGCAUAAAUUUUUAGUUCUGUUACACAUAGCUGGCAUAUUCACGCCAGAUUCGUAUUUUCUCCGAUUCCAUCUGGAUUAUCCCCUACAAGGUCUUUGUUUCGGAACAUUAACUACUGCUGUCCGAAUGCUCUGGCCCUUUCAUCUGGUAGCUUUGAUUUUGAAACAUCAGAGUAUUCAGGUACAUUUUGGAUUCAAUGUUGGGUGCAUCAUUUGUGAUAUAUUCGUCCGCAUAAAGAUCGCUUGUCAAUUUCUGCACUAAAUUGUCUGUUGGCUAAAUGACGAGCAACGAUGUAACAGAUUUACAACGCUUGAAUCUGCGAUUUUAUUCACCUAGUCCACAGAAGCUGCCAUUUGACCCCUCAAUCAAAGAAAUUCGAUUUAAAAGUUUCUGUCUUUUUAUUGCGUCGAAAAACGCUGAAUUGACAUGAUGUUUCAUCGGGGUCUUUUCAUGUGAGCGGUUUUGUCGCUUCUUCGUUCAGCAAAGUUGACUUACGUUUUUGUGCAUUUUAUUAGCAUACGCUCUAAUUCUUACUGCAUUCUAUUCUCUGUACUUUCAGUUAUCUAACGGACUUAGAUCGACUUGCCAGGCCCGAUUACCUUCCGACAGAACAAGACGUUCUGCGGGCUCGUGCUCCUACCUCUGGUAUCAUUGAAUACCCGUUUGAUCUCGAAACGAUAAUUUUUAGGUAAGCUUAAUUUUCCUUUCAACUAUUAAGAGUGUUAUUUGAUUUCUAAGCAACGGUAGCCAGCCUUUAUGUUCCUGUUGUGGCCUAGAUGGUGUCAUUGCCGUUAAUCUUUAUUCGGAUUUUAAUUUAUGGCUUGUUCCUUGUAAGGAACCUUCAUUUUUCUCCAGCAAAUUCGCCUUAAAUGAACAGGAAAUUUCCCCCACACAGGAUGUUAAUGUGGUUGCCUGCUUUUCUCUUACAUUUCUGGGUCUUGAAUCUGCAUAAAGAUUAAAUGAAAACGUUUAGUUAAGGCAAAGAAUAUUUUGCAUUGGUAAUGGGCUGGUCUGGAGUAAGAUUGUGCAAACUAUUUCAGUUGUAUCACUUUGUUUACUUGUGACUUGGCCUGUAGCAAUGGAUGUAGAAUUUUGCAAUAACUCACUUUGCUUGUGUACACAGUGGCUCUGCAUUUUGACUUGAUGUAUAUGUUGAGCAAGCUCUUCCUUGGAAACAAUGUAUUCAAAUACCCCCAUAACCUUUAUCUGAAUAAACUCUUUGAUUCUUGCAAUGUUGAGUAUGUAAAGAAUUCCAUUUAUAAUUCAAGCAGACGAGCUGUUUCUUGCAAAUGUUGUGUUGUAUUUGAUUUGCAAAUUUUGGUGUGGUUUUGUCAUGUGAUUUCACUGUAAACUACUGUUGUUGUGGUCAAGAAUACAAUUUUGUGGAAAACUAGUUCAAAACUGGAAAAUUUUUUGAAACUUAAGCUUGGUUUAGUUUAUUUUAAGAAAUGAACAGUCAUGACAUUUGCCUCAUCUGAAUUAUUCUGGAGACAGUUAAAUAAUUUUUUGCAAUGUUUGUGGAGAAAUCAUUAAUACCUAAAUUGAACUUAAAUAAGAUUACUUUACAAACUUGCAAAACGUUUUUUCUCUAUUUAGUAGAGUUACCAUUGAUUAAAUCAGCAAAGUUUGCAUCCAGUGAUCUUUCUGUAGGAACAGGAUAUUGAAUCACAAAAUAGGGGUAUCUAACCCCAACAAGCUUUUUGUUGUUGUUGGUCUGGGUGUAUGAUGUCAAUUUCUCCAAGUAUUCAACUUUUCAAACUGUUUUUUGAAGUCAAAAGUCUUUCCUAAGAAUUUAAUUGAUAUGUGAAAUAGGAAAGACUUGAGAGCUCUUUGAAAUAAUGGUUUGGUCUACUUUUGCAAUUUGCCACUGUUGUGAUGUUAUUUCUUUCUUUCUUCUUUCAAUCUUCUUUUUGAAAUUUUUAAUUUUUGCCAAGAAGAUAACUGUCUCCGGCAAGAAGAAAGAGUUUGGAGCUGUGUGAAAAAUCUCUUUUGUUUUGUUGAUGGAUGAUAUUGCAAUGAUUUUCUUUGAGGCACUUUUGAGGAGUCAGCUUUGAUGAUGACUCUCUCCUGCACCCUUUGCAGGUUGCUUCACCUUUUUCUUGUCGGACAGAUGUUUUCUUUAUUUAUUUUCGGGCAUUGUUUUGGGUGUCAUCUGUGUUCUCCCUCAUGUUUAGCACAAUAGAAAAAAAAAUUAACAAAUCAGAAGAGCAAUUCCUUUUACCCAUUGAAUUUUCAAGAAAAUUCCAAGUGAUUUUAAAAUGAAAUGAGAGGUACUACAGGAGAACAUUGCAUCAGAGGGCCGGGCCUGAAAGAUGUUCGUCACAAUAUGUUUUUAUGAGUGAUAUGUAGUGGAUGUGGAUCUUGAUCUGAGUGUUGUGAUUUUCUUAUGUUGUCCCUCCUCUUGCCUCCCUUAUUUUGUUGUUGUUGUUGUUAUUCACAGUUCUGUUUGGUUAUAGACUAUUAGUGUUAACACCAGAUGUAUUCUCUCUAAUUUCAUUUUUGAAUCACAAUUGGCUGUAGUGGUUUGUUACCUUUUUAAAUUUUGUGUCUGUUUGAUAGUUAUGACCCCCCCCUGAGGUCUUGACUGUCAUGUGUGGAAAAUCAUUGUUGUUUUUUAUCACAUCAUUCUGUCAAUUCAUAGUAAAAAUGAGAAAGCAGUUUAGGCUGUUUCUUUUUGUAUCACUGCAACUUCAACCCUUUUAAAGAAAUUUCAAAGCUAUGGUUGUCUUUCAGACAUCUAUGGAGCUUGCAAAAGAAAAUAUGUGAGCUGGUGGGAAUUUCUUUCAAGCAACUGGGUGAAAGUGUAAUUUUUGAUUGUUGAUUGUUGAUUAGGAUGAAUCUAAAAUUAGUUUUUGUGGCUACUGCCUCCUACAGUAGGUGAAGCCACAUAUGUAGUCAAGAUGAGUGAGUGAGUGUGACAAUAGCAUUCUGAUCUUGACCCAAUUUUGACCUGAUGUUUCCUGGUGAUACUUUUUGUUUGUUUCAUAUUAUCUUUGUAGUGCGAUAUUGGCACAACUAGCAAAUUAUACAGAUCCGAAGAUAGAAUAUUUUCAGUUCUUUCCAUGACACUAUGAAAAACAGUGGUGCACAUGGUCACAUAAUUUAAAUCAAAACUUUCCUUGCAGACAUUUCUCAAUAGAUGUGAUCUGCCCAUCAUGGAAGCUCUGAGGAAAAUGUUUUCUUUAUAAAGAGAGAAUUUUACUGUUUGAAUUAGUGACUUAUGCUGAAAAGAGCUGCUAAAUUUGCGAGGCAAGCAAUAUGAUACCUUGAGUUAUUCAACAGAAUGAUGGAACAGAGGAAUGGAGGAUUGGUGGAUUGCUGUAACAUCUUGAGACAUGGAAUGACAGAAAAUGCCUCUUUGUAUGAGACAUAUGUCCCAAAAAAAAUGGAAUUGCUAGAAAAUAAGUCAUUUAUGAUUGACAGGCAAAAUUAAAAGAAGCAUAGAUAAUCACUGUUGGAAUCCAUCAGAUAGGGAAACCAUGAGGCUAUUGAGUUAGCUCCCUUAAAAUUAUUAUCAUAUUACUUUUUUAUCAUUAUAAUUAUUGUUAUUAUUAUUAUUUGUCACCAUUUAAUUUUUGGUUGAUGGUCAAUUAGACAGUAUAUUCUUAAAUCAUCUUGUGGAACAUGGUACUCAUAAAUAUACAGAAGGUUUUCUGUUUUGCAUGUGAGACAAAUAUUCUGCAACACUACCUUGUAGCACCAUUAUACAACCUCUAAUUAUUUCCAAUGCUAUGAAAAUUGUGCUAUUCCAGUAGCCACAUGCAGUCUGUGUGUAUUUUUGCAUUGGCACCCAAUAGGGGUCAAAUAUUUUUGUUUCAAUCACCUGAUGGAUUUUUGGUUUUCAAAAAUUGUCGAAUGCAAAAAAAGUUUUUGUCUUGUAGUGAAAUAGAAAGAUUGUGCUGUUAAAAUCUUUUUUUGCUUGCAGCAUAUUUCUACUUGUUAAUGCUCACUAAGUGGGUGUCUUAAGGGUAGCAAAAUGCAAAGGUUUCAGUUCUUGAGUGUUGGAUUAAAUGAAGAACAUAUUGACUAAACUCUAAGUCUGUGGCUUCUUUGCAACUAGCAUUCUGAUAUUGCUUACUAAUAAUCAAUUUUCAGUUACAUGCACAUGCAAAAUUUGGACUAUUUAUGGUCAAAUGCACCAGAAGAUUGAAUGCAGUCUGAGAGCUAGUUCAUGAUUAAGAUUGUUAAACUCAAAAGUUACUUAUUCUUAUUUUUAUAGAAUGGUUGAUGUUGGAGGUCAGCGGUCCGAGAGAAGGAAGUGGAUUCACUGCUUUGAGAAUGUGACAUCAAUUAUGUUUCUUGUGGCUCUCAGUGAAUAUGACCAAGUCCUUGUAGAAUCAGCCAAUGAGGUAGUGUUAUCUUCUUUGGUCUCUGCCUUUUGUGCAGAGGUAGUAAUGGGUGCUGUGCAUCAUGCUUUGAUAACGUCAAGAGUUGAAAUACAAACAUAACUGAGACAAUUAUACAGUCUAAUGGGCUAUCAAAGCUGCAAUAUUUUUCAGAUUGCAUUUGUGAUAUUCACUUGAUAUUACACUAGUUUGGUUCAUCUUACUAAAAAGUCUUUGUACCCUGAAGGCAACAGAUUCCAAAUGAUGUUAAUUUUCCAUCAGUUUGGGCUAUUGAUUUCUUAAUGGAUCAUUCAUUUUCAGAGUGCUACAUGUCAGCUAGAAAUGUCUUGUUCUCUAUUUAUUUAUUAGUGAUGAUUUAGGGAAAUUUUUUACUUGACCUCUGAAUUUCCCACAAAAUUUCACUUGUAAACCACAGUGAGCACAGUAACAGUCUUAUAAUGAAAAUUCUCUUCAUCAAUGCUCCAAGCUGUGAUCAUGUUGGCUGCCAAGGUGGCAAAAAAUAUUCAGUGACUAGAUUUGCAGCUUAAAUUUCCAAUUCAUACAUCCUUAAACUUUGUGCUCAAGGAAUUGUGCACAUAUCACAUUGAUGGACAAGAAGUCAACUGAGAAACUUUGUUCUAAUUUUCAACUGACCGGAACUGCAUUAUUUUUCAUUAAAAGGGAGUAUCAUAUUGUUCCUUCUGUUUAUCAAUAUUUUGAAAAGUGCUCAAAUGUUUUUAAAAUCAAUAACCUUGUUCUUUUAAUUUUUCAGAAUCGCAUGGAGGAAAGCAAAGCGUUAUUUCGUACUAUUAUCACAUACCCAUGGUUUCAGAACUCUUCCAUCAUAUUAUUUUUAAACAAGAAGGAUUUGUUGGAAGAGAAAAUUAUGUUUUCGCAUUUGGUGGAAUAUUUCCCUGAAUUUGAUGGUAUGUAAGCUGUUCCUUUAUUUGUCAUUUAGCUAUACUUUCUUGUAGGGUUGUUGUUUGCCAGUGACAGAAAUGGAAGUGUAAAAAGAAAGGAGACUCCUGCUGAGCAUAAACAAAUGGGCUUGUACAUGCACAUGAUUAAAAGCAAUAUUGAAAUUAAUGCCCCUGAAUUAUGUUGUCAUCAUUGUUUGAAGUGGGUGACCCAAAAGGCCAACUGAUAUAGAUUUUUUAGGGUUCAUCAUGGACUCCAGCAGUCUAGGGUGUAGCAUUACAAAGGUCUAAGUCAUUAUACUUCUUCAAGUGUUUUCCUGUUUCCAAGCAACUGAGUACAGAUGGGUACCAGAAUCAAUGAGAGUGCUAUGGUGGGUUUCACCAGUAAUACCUUUUUCAAUCUUGGUGUGAAAUUUUGAAGCAUUCUAGAUUUUUGUUGUCCCAGUUAUGUCUUCAGGUUUUUGUUCCCUGUUCAAUUUGGUUAAUCUUCUCUAUUUCAAGCCAAAGUCAUACCUUUCAAGCAUAUUUGUUUGGUUGAGAGUUUUUGGUGGUUCAAUAUUUUUCAAACCAGUUUGAUUAACAUACAAUGUAAUUUUGGACUUGUAAUGUGAAAGAGUGUGCAUCAAAGUAAAACUGGCUUGAAAAUUUUUCAGUAGAGGAAAAAUUUUUUACUCCAGGGUAGUACUCUUACCCCUUUGGUGGUUUUUACUGAUAAACUUAUUAUUUUAUGAAUUUAAGAAGUCUUUUUCCGAUGUAUAUGUGUUAAUCUUUGUUAAUCUUUGUAAUAACUUUUGUUUUGUACAGGACCCCAGUGUGAUGCACAGGCAGCACGUGAGUUCAUUCUUAAAAUGUUUGUGGACCUGAAUCCAGAUUCAGAUAAGAUAAUAUACUCCCACUUCACAUGUGCCACAGAUACAGAAAAUAUCCGGUUUGUAUUUGCGGCUGUAAAGGAUACAAUACUGCAGUUAAACCUAAAAGAGUAUAAUCUAGUUUGAAUAGAGUUGGUAAGAGAUCUUAUAAUCUGAAUUAAAGAUAAGAAGGCAAGUAGGCUUUGAGAGAUUCAACUUGGGAAUGAAAACUGUAGAAAAUCACAAAAUGGUUGAAUAGAGAUUCCUUUAUUUAAGAUUACUUGUCUUCAGCUGAUUCUAAGUGAAGUGCUUUUGUGUACAAAAUACUCUAAAACAAAAGUUUCUGUGUGAGAAUAUAACUAGGAUUCAAGCUGUGAAGACAAGUACAGCACUGUGAAUUGUUUCCAGUAUAUUUCAACACAGUUGAGCAUUGUGUAAUUUGAAGGUAGUUAAGCAACUGGAAAUAUUUUCCAAAGUGUUAGAUAUAUAGCUAGAAAGUGUCUUGAAUAAGGAAAAAGAAACAUUAGUUUGGCUGUUAAGUUUUCACCAAGGCUACUCCCACCUCCCUCUCCCUAGUUUUGCCUCUUGGAUCAACAGUUAUGUUGUUUUUCGUAAGAGUGGGGACAAUUUCUUGUUUGUUCCAUCCUGCAAAAGAAUUUUGUAUUGUUAGCCUAAAGGAAAAAUAAACUGUUUUCUUUUACUAGUCUUUCUUUUGCAAGCUUUUGAAAAGAUAUUUACAAUGUUCACUUCCAGAGAUUUUGGUGAGAAAAGUAUUAAUUACUUGCCUUCAAUUGGCCAUAAACAAAGUGUAUAUGAUAUCCAUAAUUUAACUGCUAAUCUUCAUCAUAUUGAACACCCUUCUUGUGUAUUUGCUUUCUGGGUAAGCUGGCUUCAGCCUGGAUUUCUUGAACUCUUUUGCCUCUCUUUUGUCACUUUAUGAUUCUUUCAACUGAAUUGCUGAGGAGGUUAGUUUUUCAUUAUUGAUAAGGUGUCUUGGGAUUUGUCAUCUCAUCAUGGACUCUACAACUUUCUUUCCUUUGUGGUCCUGGGGCAUUUAGUAUCAUUAUUUUUACCAAUGAACUGCAAGGCUUAAUAGAAAAGUAAUUGUGUCUCAUCAUUUUAAAAGUAGAAGCAAGAAAUUAAAUUACUAAUUACAUGGUUUGGCUGCAUCCCUGUGUGAAGAAUUAGUAUAAAAUACUCCUUAGUUAGAGAGGAGACAAACUUAUUAACCUAAAGUAGCCAUGUAAAGUUCAUAAUGGUGAAAGUAGUAUUCUAAAUGAAUAGUUUAAGAAAAACUACUAAAGUCGCUAAAAAACAAGGAAAAAUUUCUACAGUAGGUAUGUAAUAAAAUUUCCUCAAUGAAAACUACAUAUAGACCCUUAGAGAGAUAAUCAACAUCUAGUAAACAACUUUUGUUAAACCUUGAGUUGCUUCUCCUGGUAUUAUUGCUAAUUAUGAUAUCUUCAGAUGUAAAUCAAGAGGAAAAGCAGUCAGUAAGUUGCCAACAAGUAAAGAUCUUCUUUUGGACUUGACUUUGUGAUUGUAUGAAGAGGAUUAAAUCAAACUCUAACUAUCCUGACCUUGGUAACGUCUGUUUUUCCAUCAGUAAAAGAAAAACACUUCUUAUUGCCAACUUAGAGUUGCUUUACCCAGAAAAAUUAAAGUAUCUUUGAUUUUCAUUCAUUGUUACAGUUCCCUAUUGUAGGAGUAGUAGUUGAAAUAGGAAAGGCAGGUUUUUUUGUUGUGAAUUGUAGUAUUUUGCAGGAAUACUUUAGAUCUAUGGUGAAGGCUAAGUAGUUUUCGUGACAAGGAGUGGUGAAGUUACAAUUAGAUUAGCAACUUGUAGCUGUUGAUGUAUACGUAGUUAGUGGAACUGUUUGGCAAUAAGAUGGGUUUGAUUGACCAGCUAAUUCGAGAGUUGAAGGCAGAAAUGACAUCAGGGUUGUACAAUUGCUGUUAUUGGUCACAGUGCCCCUGGGAGUAGACAUGGUGGGUUGCCAUGGAAACAUCAGAGAGAACACCUUAACUUUUUAGAUUUUUAUUUUCUAAACAAUUAACGUUGACUUAAGACAUCUUUCACGCGUCUUUCUGUUGCGUUCAUUUCGAUUAUUUUCCAUUGUGGCUGACCGUUCUUGAACUAUUAGAAAAAUAGAAAAGAUAUAAAUUAUUAUUGUUAUGGAGCCAAAUUAUUUGGCAGACAAUUCCAAUAAAAUUUUUAAUUCGUUCAUGAUUAUGUCAGCAUUGCAUCUAGCAACAAAAAUAUCUUGAUUUGUCUUAGCUGGAUCCCUGUGGUAACAGCCCUUGUACUUAUUGUAGUCAAUUGCUGUAUGUAUUCAUGUAUGUAUGUAUGUAAUUGCAGUACUUUUAUAAACUGUUCAUUUCUUUUCCGUUGUGAUCAACGACCACAAGUGCUUGUUUUUAAGGGCCAGUGAAGUCACUACUCAUCUAGGCUGACAGACUUUUUAUUGUAAAUUUUUCUGCAGCAGAAAGAUUAAAACAUAGCAAAAUGACCAAAAAAAGAAUGGGAA